CAGACGGAUUGCAGGAGUAGCGAGCUGCGAGCGCAGUGGGCGGGACGGACGGCGGUGGCUCUGUGCUGCGCUGCGCUUACUGGGCUGGGCCGGGUUUCGGCGGCGACGGAGACGGCUGCAGAGGCCGAGGCGCUGACCGGGUCGUCAGCGGCUGCUGUGGUCUCUAGCAGCCUCUUCGCGCGCCCAGCAUUCCCCGGGCGGCGUCUGGCCGUGGCGCUCAGCCUGCUAGUGAGCUGCGGUGGGCACACCCUGGCGCGGCGGCGGCAGACAGUUUAGAGUGGGGGAAGGGGCAGGCGCGGGAGCCGCUUGGGGCUAGAGAGGGAGCCCGAAGCCAGGCAGUCUCCAGCCAUGUCCGACGAGACGUCGGCCAACACUUCGUAUGAGAAGUUUCUAACCCCCGAGGAACCCUUCCCCCUUCUGGGACCCCCUCGCGGGGUGGGCACCUGCCCGAGCGAGGAGCCAGGUUGCCUGGACAUCAGCGACUUUGGCUGCCAGCUGUCCUCUUGUCAUCGCACCGAUCCGCUCCACCGCUUUCACACCAACAGGUGGAACUUAACUUCUUGUGGAACAAGCGUUGCCAGCUCAGAAUGCAGUGAGGAGCUAUUUUCAUCAGUUUCUGUUGGAGAUCAAGAUGACUGCUAUUCCCUGUUAGAUGAUCAAGACUUCACUUCUUUUGAUUUAUUCCCCGAGGGAAGUGUCUGCAGUGAUGUCUCUUCUUCUAUUAGCACAUACUGGGAUUGGUCAGAUAGCGAGUUUGAAUGGCAGUUACCGGGCAGUGACAUUGCCAGUGGGAGUGAUGUACUUUCUGAUGUCAUACCCAGUAUUCCGAGUUCACCUUGCCUGCUUCCUAAAAAGAAAAACAAGCACCAGAAUUUAGAUGAACUUCCUUGGAGUGCAAUGACAAAUGAUGAGCAGGUGGAAUAUAUUGAGUAUUUGAGUCGUAAAGUCAGUACGGAGAUGGGUCUUCGGGAGCAACUUGAUAUUAUUAAAAUAAUUGAUCCUUCUGCUCAAAUCUCCCCUACAGACAGUGAGUUUAUUAUUGAACUUAACUGUCUCACAGAUGAGAAACUGAAGCAGGUCAGAAACUAUAUCAAGGAGCAUAGCCCUCGCCAACGGCCUGCAAGAGAGGCCUGGAAGAGAAGCAACUUUAGUUGUGCGAGCACCAGUGGAGUGAGCGGUGCCAGCGCCAGCGCCAGCAGCAGCAGUGCCAGCAUGGUCAGUUCUGCAAGCAGCAGUGGGUCCAGUGUUGGAAACUCUGCUUCAAACUCCAGUGCCAACAUGAGUCGAGCACACAGUGACAGCAACUUGUCUGCAAGUGCAGCAGAGCGGAUUCGGGAUUCAAAAAAGCGAUCCAAGCAGCGGAAGUUACAGCAGAAGGCCUUACGCAAGAGGCAGCUGAAAGAGCAGAGGCAGGCUCGGAAGGAGAGGCUCAGUGGGCUCUUCCUCAAUGAAGAAGUGCUGUCCUUGAAAGUGACUGAGGAAGACCAUGAAGCAGAUGUAGAUGUUUUGAUGUAAUAAGGGUGAAUUUUUCAGCAUUCUUUCUAAGCAUUAAAGUAUUCUCCUUUUAUUUGUUUACAUGCAUCUUGACCAAACUUUUGGUUAGGGCUGUGCUGAUAUACCAUUAAUAAUUUAGGCCAGUGGUUCUCAGCAGGUGGUCCCUAGACCAGCAGCCUCAGCAUCACCUGAGAAGUUGUUAGAAAGGCAUACUACCAGGCUCCAUCCCAGAUGCAGUGAAUCAUAAACUCUGGGUGAGGGGCCCAGCAUUGUGUUUAACAAGCACCAGGUUCUUCUGCUGCACGCUCUACUUUUAAGAAUCACUAAUUUAGUAAAUGUUUUCACUAUUUAGACUUUAGGGUGGCUAAGUAGGCUUUUUCAAGAACUAGUACUUUUACAGUUUAGAAGAUUUCAAGGUACUGCUGACAAGUAGCUUAUUAUGUCAGUAUAGGUACAUAUGUCCGGAUCAUAAUUCAGUUUUCCUUCUUAAUGUUACAAUUUUUUAGUUUGCUUUUUAUAAGGGCCAUAGCAUAAGUCUCAAUUCCUAGUGGAAAUCUUGUUUUGAGGUUGUGGGUGUGGGGUGUAGAUUGCUGUUUAUAAUAGUGCCUUCAUUAGGUUUAGUUUUGUUUUCAUUUAUUAUUAACUCAAAGGUGUAAAAAUAGGCCCUAAUGUCUUUCCUGUUAGGUUUGUUUCUGUUUUUCACUUUAUGUAAAUUCAGAAUCCUUUCUGUAAGUGAUGACUACUGAGGAAAUAAUGUUAGUAGUAGUUGAACUUCAGACUUGAUGCUAUAUAGAUUAAUAUUCAAAUAGAGAAGGCAAUUAAGCAAAACAGCCAAUUCUGCUUUUCCAUGGCUUUCUGAAAUUUUAGUCUGUGAAACUGUCUCAAGUUCUUUUUGAAAGUCACUUUUUUUUUCCAGCACUACUCUAAUUUUUAAAUAUUUGGUAUAACAGCUUCUGGCAUGUGAACAGGCUAAUGUUCAAAGUUAACUAAAGAAAACCCUUACAGUUCUAAACUUCUCUAUAAAUCGCUAGAAAUACACGGAGCAGUGUGAUAUAGAAAAAAAAACCUUCGUUUGUUGGCUACUGAUAGAAGUCUAAUUUUAGAUGUGAAAUCAUGGGUUUUCUAUAAAUGUUUUCAUGGAGAGUUUGUUAUCAUGAACAUUAGAAGUAGUAUUAUUUCUUUUCUUCUACCACAUGUCUUUAAACAUUCACAUGGGUUAAAGAAGAUGGAAACUGAUACUACUGACAAUCAAGCUGCUUUCUGACUUUCAUAAUUUUUAUUGUGGAUAACUUUUGGGAGGUAAUCAUGAUUCUGUAGGAGGAACUGUAAUCAAUAUUUUUUUAAACUCUAGAGUCAGAGGUUAUGUGAUAGGAUCUUUACUUUUUUAAACUAUCAUAUCAAGUGGCUCAUUAAGAAAACGAUUAAUGACUUAAAUUUUUAAUUCUCAGUUGAUAUAAAGGCUUUUAACCUUUGCUUACAAUCAUGUGUUUUGAAAUUUUGAUUUUACUCUAGUUCCUUGAAGGUUAAAGAAUUGAAACUGAGGAUAAAAAUUGAUGUAUUGCAGCUUUGCUGAGGUCUGUGGUAUGGUUUUAAGAUUUUGAAGACUACCAAGUUCAUACUUUAAAUUUUGCUAGAAUAUAAAAGUAUAUGUAUAUGGUUUUCAGUUGGAGUACUCCUUUGACUUUCCUCUUACCCUUUCUUUGAUGCUCCUAACUUGUUUAGAGGGCCCAAAAAGAGCUUAGGGAUAGACCUCAGAAUACUUUGAGGAAGGUGGAAAGGGUCAACCUCAUUGUGUCUUCCUUCCAAGUCUAGGAAGAGUAAAUGGAGAGAAGAGCAAAUGCAGCUGAAUUCUCUGCCUGCUCUUAGCAAAAGCAAAAUUCCAGAGAAUGACUUGUCUGUUCUCUCCCUAUUCUUCCCAGGAAAGUAGGCCACUUCUGGAGACCAUAGAGCAACAUUUAUCUGUUUGGAAACAAUUGACAAUGACCAGUAAAAGAAAAUCCUAACAGGGUCAUGAUAUAAUACGACCAUUUUUUUCACUCUCCCAACAAUUACAUAGUCUUAUUACCUUAGAUUUAACUUAAGUCACUAUUAAACAAGUUUACCAAAGCACCACAAAGCCAGUUUUAAAAGUUUAUAAAGAUUUGAAUGUUUAUAGUAAAGUAUGCCAUGAGAUUUUGCGUAAAUUUGGAUGUCAUGUCUUUACAGUACUAUAAACUAGAGAUUGCCUAUAAAGUUGGUUUGAAGGAGACUGAAAAUAAUUCUUCUGAUUGAAGGGAAAAAAAAUAAAACAAGUUGGCUUGCUUGUGAUGUGGAAGAGGGAGAUUACAAAAUCUCUCUCCAUCUUCUCCCCCCCCCCAAAAAAACAGCAUAAAAAGAUAAAAAAGUUCUUGUUUUUGUUAACAUGCUGUACUGUACUUUUUUUCUGUUUUAAUGUCUCAUGUAGAUAAUUCAAGUUUGAAUUAUUUCUUCCCUGGAAUAAGUCAUAAUUUAUUCAGUCUGACAUAUCUCUGAGUUUAAGACAAAUCCAACUGAGCAUUUUUCCUGUCUAUAAAUCCAAACUAACAAAUUAAUAAAAAUGUGAGACUUAUUUGCUCUAGUGUCAGUGUCAUCUGUAGAGAAUUGACACUGGAGUAAAUAAGUGUCUCCCCUUUAAACAUAACCUUUGUUAACUUAGGGCAUGAUAAAGUCCCCUCAAGUUUUUCAAAAACAUUUUAUUAGAGACCUUGUAUGUAUGUUAAUUGUACCUCAAUAAAACUGGAAGAAAAAAAAGAGUUUUUGUACAAGUCUAUGAGACCCCAGCACAGCUUUUCAAAGUAUGGACCUUGAAUUAAACAAAAUGGCAUAUCUUUUUCUAUAGUUUUGCAACUGAAUCAAAGUAAG
Panthera uncia (snow leopard) is the source of this 4374-nucleotide messenger RNA. RefSeq names its product family with sequence similarity 199, X-linked (gene FAM199X). The transcript is spliced from 6 exons. The record is from RefSeq and is a predicted model, not a curated record. The coding region runs from base 349 to 1515 and encodes 388 amino acids. NCBI's taxonomy places the organism in Eukaryota, Metazoa, Chordata, Mammalia, Carnivora, Felidae.